AACCUAUGAAGGAUCUAACUACCACUGAGCAAUAUAGUCCAUUUUCCAACGUCAUUCGUCAUCAACUCCAACCUGAACAGUUCUAAGGACUCUGACCUAAUCAUCGAAAGCAGUACAUGAGUUCUGCACUACAGACUGUUACUGCAGAGAAGGACCUACAGCUAUAGAUGUCACCCUAGGUCAUAAUUCAAGCUUGCUUAGCUUUCCUAUAGGAGACAUCACCAUCUGUAUCACUUCAUUAAUAUUGUGUGAAAUUGGACCUUAUUUCUGAAUUAACAUCUGAUUGUAGCUGUCAAGAGUGAUAUGACUGGUUGUGUUCAGCAUUACAGAUUUUUCAGGGUCAUCGAAUGUAUACCAAGACCUACAUGGCAACAUUCAGCAUAUGUCAUUCAAGUUCCAGGAUUUGGGCUACUUAAGAUUACCAUUUGCUACUACUAUGUAUUGGAAGAAGCUUACACAGUGCCAGCACACACUGAAGACACCUCAAGGUUUGAUCAAACCUUUUAUUAUCUGAAGAAUAUAAACAAAAUGAAGAGACAAGCUACACUGUUUAGUUUUUUCGAUUCAUCCAAAAAGAAAAAAACAAUACAGUCUCAGGAAUUGGACUUGUGUGUAAAUGACAUUAAUAAUAAUGUUGUAGCUAACACUGAGAAGGAUGCUGUUCUUAAUGAAAAUACUAUAUAUGAAAUUGACCAUGAAGUUCCAAUGGAACAGGUUGAUAGGCAUGAUAUUGAAAGUGUUGUUGGCAAUGAUGAUGGUACAGUUUCAGAUGUGUUAACAGUUGAAGAGGCAUGUACAAGCACUAUAUCAUGUUGGUCCAAAAAACAAUUUGAAUAUUUUAGCAAGUUGUUUCCAUGGAUCCAGGUUAAAAAUGGAAAAUUAGGUUGCAAUGUGUGUAGUAAGGUCAGAGGGUCUUUGGGAAUAGAAAAAGCUAAGGCAUGCCAUGUUUCAGAGGAGUGGAGUAACUUUUUAGUAAAACCAAGUGGCACCCUCAAAUUGAUUCAGCAGGCCUCUGUUCGCAAAAAAAUUAGAGAGCACAGUGUUUCUAAAUCUCACAAUAAAGCAGAGAAACUUCAGAAUACCGCCAAAAUUGGCAUAUUACCAACAGCAAUGGACAGGCUCAAUGAGAAAGCUAUAGCUGCGACAAUUCAUAUUUUUAAUAUAGUAUACAGUUUAGCUUUAAAUAAUAAGCCUAUGGCUGACAUAGAAGGAGAAGUUCAAUUGCAGAAAAUUAAUGGUGUGGAUGUUGGAGUAGGCCUUCACUCAAGGAAAACUGCCAUUACGAUAAUUCAACAUAUAUCCUCACAAAUAAGGAAGGCUUUAUUUUCUAAAAUUGCCAGUUGUAAGAGCAAAUUAUGUGUCAUAAUUGAUGAAUCCUCAACUGUGGCACAGAAAAGUGUUUUAGUCAUCUAUAUUCGUUGUGAGCUUUCAACACAUCAGGAUCCUGUCAAUGUAUUUGUGGAUCUUAAAGAGCUUGACUCAACCACUGCUGAGGUGAUAACUGAAACACUUUUCAACUGCUUAAGUGAAAAUGGAUUUGAUAAAGAUUAUUUACAAGAUAAUCUGAUAGGAUUUUGCUCAGAUGGUGCCAGUGCAAUGCUAGGUAGCAAGUCUGGGGUUGCAACUAGAAUUGUAAGAGAAUUUCCAAACAUAGUCAUAUGGCACUGUUUGAGCCACAGGGUUCAACUUGCUCUUGAUGAUGCAAUUAAUUCUGUAUCCCAAGUUAAUCACUUUAAAAUGUUCCUAGAAAAAAUAUAUAGCAUAUAUCAUGUAUCUAACAAACAUCAGUUAGAGCUUCAUAACAUAGCAGCAGAUCUAGAGUUGGAGAUAGUAAAGAUUGGUAGAAUCCUAGGUCCUCGGUGGGUGGCUUGUAGUGCUCGUGCUGCCAAGGCAGUAUGGAGAGCGUAUCCAGCUCUGUAUAAGCACUUUUCGAAUUAUAAGAAUUUCUUGGGAAUGAAGAAAAAAAUGGAAAACUUGUGUUUCCUAAAAGAUCUCGCUUUAAUGAUCGAAAUUCUUGAGGAGCUCUCCCUUUUAUCCCUUGCUUUACAAGACCGGGAUGUUUCUCUUGUCAAAGCAGACAGACUUCUUUGUCGGUGUAUUAGGGCCCUUAAAAACCUAAAAGAAAAUCCAGGGAAGCAUGAAGUUCAGAUUGAUACAAUGAUUAGAACAGAGCCAUUUAAAGAUAUUCCUUUCCAAGUGAGUGCUAAAAACACUGGUCUUCCAAGAGCACAGUUAAUUCAGAGCGUAAUAGACAAUAUGAAAAGUAGGUUGUUUUCCACUGCAAAUACAAGACAAAUGGACAGUGGUACAGUUGUCCAAAACGCAAGCCGCUACAAAAAGUUAUUGUCCUUGUUCUCUUUACUUGAACCCAAUUCUUGGCCAUCUGACCUCACACUAUCUCCGUGGCCAGAAGGGGAAUGUCAAUUAAGACAGUUAAAUGAACUGAUAAAAUGUAACAUUCCAAUUAAUGAUUUCCGGGAUUACAUAGACAACAGAUAUUUUUCAGAUUGCAGCCUGCCACCCUCUAUUCAACAAGCCAAGAAAAUUAUUCGGGUCAUAGCUGUCACACUGGAGAGUCCAGUAGAUCUAGCUGGUGAAGUGUACUGCAUGGCAUGUCUGGUGCCACCAGCACUGGAGAGUCCAGUAGAUCUAGCUGGUGAAGUGUACUGCAUGGCAUGUCUGGUGCCACCAGCACUGGAGAGUCCAGUAGAUCUAGCUGGUGAAGUGUACUGCAUGGCAUGUCUGGUGCCACCAGCACUGGAGAGUCCAGUAGAUCUAGCUGGUGAAGUGUACUGCAUGGCAUGUCUGGUGCCACCAGCACUGGAGAGUCCAGUAGAUCUAGCUGGUGAAGUGUACUGCAUGGCAUGUCUGGUGCCACCAGCACUGGAGAGUCCAGUAGAUCUAGCUGGUGAAGUGUACUGCAUGGCAUGUCUGGUGCCACCAGCACUGGAGAGUCCAGUAGAUCUAGCUGGUGAAGUGUACUGCAUGGCAUGUCUGGUGCCACCAGCACUGGAGAGUCCAGUAGAUCUAGCUGGUGAAGUGUACUGCAUGGCAUGUCUGGUGCCACCAGCACUGGAGAGUCCAGUAGAUCUAGCUGGUGAAGUGUACUGCAUGGCAUGUCUGGUGCCACCAGCACUGGAGAGUCCAGUAGAUCUAGCUGGUGAAGUGUACUGCAUGGCAUGUCUGGUGCCACCAGCACUGGAGAGUCCAGUAGAUCUAGCUGGUGAAGUGUACUGCAUGGCAUGUCUGGUGCCACCAGCACUGGAGAGUCCAGUAGAUCUAGCUGGUGAAGUGUACUGCAUGGCAUGUCUGGUGCCACCAGCACUGGAGAGUCCAGUAGAUCUAGCUGGUGAAGUGUACUGCAUGGCAUGUCUGGUGCCACCAGCACUGGAGAGUCCAGUAGAUCUAGCUGGUGAAGUGUACUGCAUGGCAUGUCUGGUGCCACCAGCACUGGAGAGUCCAGUAGAUCUAGCUGGUGAAGUGUACUGCAUGGCAUGUCUGGUGCCACCAGCACUGGAGAGUCCAGUAGAUCUAGCUGGUGAAGUGUACUGCAUGGCAUGUCUGGUGCCACCAGCACUGGAGAGUCCAGUAGAUCUAGCUGGUGAAGUGUACUGCAUGGCAUGUCUGGUGCCACCAGCACUGGAGAGUCCAGUAGAUCUAGCUGGUGAAGUGUACUGCAUGGCAUGUCUGGUGCCACCAGCACUGGAGAGUCCAGUAGAUCUAGCUGGUGAAGUGUACUGCAUGGCAUGUCUGGUGCCACCAGAAUCCGACAUGGGAUUCAGCCAGUUCCCUCAGGUGCUCCAGAUUCGGUUGUUAAAAUUACAGCGGCAGCAGGAGAUGAGCGCUUCAAUUCCAGAGUUUAGCUCCUAA
Molecule: messenger RNA, 3870 nt
Organism: Bufo gargarizans (Asiatic toad)
Lineage: Eukaryota; Metazoa; Chordata; Amphibia; Anura; Bufonidae
Exons: 25
Coding region: 304-3870 (1188 amino acids)
Biological process (GO): protein sumoylation
Molecular function (GO): SUMO ligase activity
Source: RefSeq, a predicted model, not a curated record